Molecule: messenger RNA, 6527 nt
Organism: Synchiropus splendidus (mandarinfish)
Lineage: Eukaryota; Metazoa; Chordata; Actinopteri; Syngnathiformes; Callionymidae
Gene: snx16
Product: sorting nexin 16
Exons: 8
Coding region: 260-1255 (331 amino acids)
Biological process (GO): endosome to lysosome transport; protein targeting to lysosome; early endosome to late endosome transport
Cellular component (GO): extrinsic component of endosome membrane; early endosome; late endosome
Molecular function (GO): phosphatidylinositol binding
Source: RefSeq, a predicted model, not a curated record
UAUAAACACUACCGCGGAGAGCGCAAAACCGUGACGAGAAUACAGAGAGAUAGUACGAUGAUGAACAUCUUAUGGACUAUUAAACGACGGACAACAUAGUCCUUCCAUGAACUGUGUACGAUUGAGGCGGUGGCUAACCACGGAUAUUUAUUGCACGCUGAACUCUCAGGGAGGAAUCUGUGGAACUCCAACACACAUCUGAAACACUGACAGCGGAAUUCUCUGUUUACGACUUGGUGUUAGAUAAAACAUCACAGGGAUGGCAUCACCCUUUGUGCCUGUACCUGUGCCCCUGGACCGAGGUUUGUCAAGUAGAACCAACAAGCGGCGGCAACCGCAGCGGACUUCAUCAGUAGGCAGCAUUUCCAGCUGCUCGGAGUCAUCUUCUCCAAUCAUCAGAGAUGCUGGUGAAGUUCACAUUAGAGGAUGUUCAAGGUUUGACUCUCCACAGCAGGAUUAUUGCAGUGACAGAGGUAGCCGUAGUCAGACCCCACCUCCCUUCCAGAGUCCUGUGGCUCAGGCCCAUUUUAAUGGGAGUCUUGACUCCUCAGUGGGGUAUGCCAGUUGCCCUCGCUCAGUAUCAGAUCCUGCUGCCAGCCUGAAACAUGAAGAAGAGGAGAGACCCAUCACUCCUACAGUCCUGGGAUAUGAAGUCAUGGAGGAGAGGGCGAAAUUCACGGUUUAUAAGAUCCUGGUCAAAAAGACUUUAGAUGAGAGCUGGGUGGUGUUUAGAAGAUACGCCGACUUCUCCAGACUGAACGACAAGCUCAAAGAAAUGUUUCCUGGUUUCCGCCUCUCGCUGCCCCCCAAACGCUGGUUCAAAGACAACUAUGACAGCGACUUUCUGGAAGACCGACAGCUUGGACUACAGGCUUUUUUACAAAAUCUUGUUGCACACAAAGACAUUGCAAACUGUGUGGCGGUGAGAGAGUUUUUAUGUCUUGAUGAUCCUCCUGGGCCCUUCGACAGUCUGGAGGAGAGCAGGGCCUUUUGCGAGACCCUAGAGGAGAGCAACUACCGUCUACAGAAAGACUUGCUGGAAAAGCAGAAAGAAAUUGCCUCUUUAAAGAAAAGACUGGAAGAGCGGGAGCAGACCAUCCUUCUCCUGGAGAAACACAUCAAUGGCGAGUGCGCAAGUCCAGAGUCCCCAUGUGGCCUGUCAGCUCAGGGCAGUGAGAGCAGCGCUGACGUCGAGUCUUCAGCUGCUGAGGCUGACCAGGAGAUGACAGAUGACGGUGGCGCUGCUCCAAACUGAAAACGGCUCAUGUGAGGUACCUGAUUCACCGGUGUAGGCAACUUUCUGGUGUCUCUCUUUUGUAAUUUUCUGUCCAAUAACCUGCAUCCCUGUAUUUGCUGCUGCACGGUCGUGGACUUGUCUUCAGUCUGUAUAACUCAGUGUCAUGUGGGUUCUGAUUCUUUGGUAGUGUUCCAUCACAAGCAAAUUUGCUCUAAAUCCUUUUUUCUUGAGUCAAAGAUGAGAUGUUAACACUUUGGAAAUAACAUGAAAACAUUAUGAGGAGCAAGUUUUCAACCUCGAAAAGGGAAGGCUGAUAUCUGGAGGUCUUGUUCACAAGUGACAGAUCAAGUGUUUACCUUUUUUUAUUGGGUCACUCGUUUACAGAUUGCUCUUUGACAUUUUCAAUUUAACUAGAUGUUCCAUAAUGAUUAAGGAAGAAUCACAACCUCUUCAUGUCUUUGCAAACAAGAUGUUUAUGUGGGGUCGAGUCACUUUCAUUUCACUUUAAGAGGCAUUGUUUUCAUGAUGUUUUGAAACUGACACCUAGUUAAUACCUUGCUGUCUCUUGUUCUUCAUUACAUCUCAUGACAUUAAAAGCACAGUUUACUUUGGAAAUAAUGCUCAGCUCUGUUCCACUGACAGUCAUGUAGUGAAUGCCAAGUUUAAGGAAUAAAAAGAACAAACAGAAAAAUGUCGGAGAACCUCACUAUCACUCUCACAUGUAAAUGAUAUAUGCAAAUAUAUAUGUACUUAAAAGCGCACACACACACAAAAUAUCUGAUUAUCAGAUCGAGACACAAACAAAACAGACAAAAAAAACUAGACAAAAUAACAUAUACUGUAAAAGACACAGACUUAGUACAUGAAACGUGCAUGUGGUCACAAAAUAAAUGAAAAGCAUUCUGGGACAGUAGACUUCCAUUUCCCACCUAUUUUUACUGUCCGCCAUUUAAGCUUGAUCGGCUGUUGUUCUCUAAUAUGAUCGCACAUUGAACCAUGUCAGGAACUGCCGUGUUCAAGUGGUGUGGAAACAUCCAAGUUCCUGAGUUGGCAAGCUUCGAGCACUCUUUUUUUUAGUCCCCGGAAAACAAUGUAAACAGCAACACAUUUAGGCCCACAACAGCCACAUGGAAGUUGUUUGACUUAUUUGAUGGUUGAGACAGAGAGUGAGAGAGCAGAAGCCAAACACAGUCAGUGAUGAGUCUGUCAAAAGAUUCCACCACCAAAAUCAUAUAAUCUCUUCCUCAUGUAUCAAGUCUUUAGACCGAUAAACUUCCUUGGUUAAGCAAGUUGACAUUUUGUUAAUUUUUUAUUUUUGUCUGUUGACAUUUUUAGUGUAAAAUGUUGAGUCUUUUCAUGUGUUUUGUAUUAUACGUUUUUGCUUUCAGUUUUAUUUUCAAUUUUUUUCCAAUCCAAAUGUGUAACUCAAAUACCAGCACUAUUUUGCAGUGUGUCACUUCAACCGCUAAUGGAAAACUUAAGCAAGUGAAAAAAAACAGUUUGGAGGCUUCGACAGUAAAACUAGUACGGCCUCUCAACUUUUAUUGCCUCGCUUGUCAUCACAUAUCCACACGAUGAUCUGAGUGAAUUGAAAGUGGCUCGGCCCCAAAUAUAUGUUUUUGCCUGUGAUUUUUGUCAACUGUUUUGACUAACACAAACUUCCUGUGUAACCUUUCUUCUCUUAUCAUGUGGGUAGGAUUUCACUUCUCCCUCUGAUCUCAACCUCCUUAUCUUGUAAUUGAGUAUCAAAAACAUGAACAUUCACGCCAGCGUCAGCAGAGGUGCGAUUACAUUGCGCUACAUUAUGUGUGUGGGGGAUGUGACGUUUGACGCAGAUGUAAUACGUUUCUAUGGACACGUCAGGCGACAUUUUUGGCGUAAAAGUUAAAAUAUCCUGGCGGUUGUUCGUCUACAUGACAAAGAAGCGAAAUGGCAGAGAAUAGUGAGUACAUCCUUCACAUUUUUAUAAAUAUUUUAUUGUGUCCUUUCAUGGGUCAGUACUGAAGAUAUGACACUUUGACACAAUUUAAAGUAGAUGGUGUACAGCAUGGAUAACGGUGUAAAUUUGCUGCUCUCCUUAAAGUGUCUAAACUGUUGCCCACCAAAGUCUAGUUCACAAGUGCCCAAACUGUGCCCACGUAGCCAUUUUCCCUCCCCGGUGUCAUGUGACUCAUGAGCGUUUCAAGGUCUGAGGCGUGAAUGCAAGUGUGUUAAAUGUGUUGUUGCUCUCAUUCUGGUCACUGGGAGUUCAACAUGACACCUGGGGGCAAAGAACUCCGUUAUGGAAAAAACAAUCGCUCUACCUGAUGAUGGACUAGGCGAUAAGAAGAGGAAACGGGUUCCCCUCAGAUCAGGCCGUGCCAUGUCUUCUCACCCGCCCAUCCGAUUGAUUUUGAUGCGUCUUGAGUGAGAUGGGAAACAACAACUCGCCAAAUUGUGUUUGGUUGAAUGCACUUCUAUUCUUUUUUUUUUUUUUUUUUUUAAAUAAACUGCCUGUUUUCUUUGGCAUUUUAUCACCUAAGUGGGAAUACAACAAAAGAAAAAAAACUGUAGACAGCAACUGUUUGGACACCAAACGAUGGACGUGAGACGAGAGACCUUUGAUCCUAAACCGCCCGACCUUCCUGAACACACAGCAGUGCAUGUUUUAAUGGCCAUUUAUACAAUGAAUAGUACUGAUGUGAACCCACACCCACAUCUUCAUCCGGUCGUGUUUGAGAAAACAUUGGUUGCCUCUGUGUUCAGACGAGGAGGAAGUUUUCCGAAUAAUAAAAAGGAAGAAAUGUGGUCAGGUCGAACAUCAAAGCAAAAGUCCGGGAUAGAAAUGUCAUCAGUUGCUCUUCACGAUUCAUAUUCCACUGCUGUUUGGACUCCGUAACCCUGGACAUCUGUCCUUCCAGAUGACCUAAAAGUUCCACCUGCAUGUUCGUGUGCCUCAUUACCUCUUGGAAAGCGCCUGGCUUUUCUCACCUGGUGUUUUCGUCCUUUGUCCGUAAUGAGCCAGUCCCUCAGCCCCUCCUCUCAUGCCAUCCUCCUUCUCUUCGUCUAGCGGCAGCUGUGAAGUCCAGCUGGUGAGAUCCUCGGUGUGUUGGUGCGGGCCGUCACUCAGCGUCUCUCCUCCGGUCAUCCAGGUCACUCAACUGGCCCACCAGAAGCUGGAUCAGUAACCGCGCUUCCCGGUCACCACGCCCCUCCCAGGCUUUAUCCAAAGCCUUUUUUUCAUUUUCUUCCAAAUCAUCCCGAAGUGUCGCAGCAGGUCUUAACAGAUGAUGAUGAUCCGCCUCCUUCUGGACGACCCUCGCUGAGACUAUCCUUGUUCACCAAGUCCUUGUACCGGACUCGGACCUUAAAUCAACAUUUGGCUUCCAGACCAAAAAUAAGACUCAGGAGAUCAAUGUGUGAUCACUUGGGCAGCAGAUAUUCUUCAGUAUUUGUUGCUGAAGCGAGAGGCGCUCUGUACAGUUGCGCCAGUUUUAAAUCCAAGUGCGUCCGCCUGCCAGCACACCUGGGCUGUACAUUAGUCCUUUUUUUAAUGGGAAUUAUGAUGUUCCAUUUUUAUUGCAUCUGUUGAUCUGUGUUUACGGUCGUUUGUUUGUGAUAAUAUGUUGCGCACUUUCUCCCAAUUAUCAAAUAUGAAGGAAACACGAUGGUUUCAUUAAGACUCCUGGAGAUGGCGAGCGCACUCAUAUCGACUAUUGAAGUCGUGUCGCUUUUAAAUUCACUCAUUCCGCUUUUAAAUGGUGAAAUGUGAGGCGGGUUUCAAUUCAACUGCUGCGUGAAAUCCUAACAAGACCUGGAAUUCACAUGAAAAACUUGGUGUUAAGACAAUCGUUUUUUUUCUCCAUUCACGACUGGAAUGGAGCUGGAAAUAAUGGGCGACAAAUGUUGCCCUCUUCCUGGGCCGAGUAUCAUUAUUGAGUAAACCUCAGUGCAGAAAUACUUGAAUUAAAAUCUGCUAUUUAGUAACACGUCUCCGACUCGGUAGACGGUUGCAUUUCUGCUCUUUGGUGAUAGCAUCUUAGUGAGCAGCUAGUGAGCAGCAGAUUGAGCUGUUGACUAACACAAGCUCGUGUUUGGACCGACUUUUUUUCCUUGUGGUUUACUUGCUUUUUCAGCUUCAUUUUUCAGCAGAGUAAAUAAGCUUUCCACCCUGCUGUAGUGCUGUCGGUGAGCUAAACAAUCGCUACAACAGUGAAUAUGACUUAUUUGUAAUAUUAUAUUUCUGUUGCUUCUUCAUUUCAAACCUCUUCUUCCAAAAAUGGCUGUUGAAGGGCAAGUCAGCGUCAGUCCUUCUCUUUGCUUUGCCUCUUGUGCAAAGCCUUUUUCGACUUGCUUGAGCAGCUCGACGAUAAAACAAACAUCACAGUGGAGGAUUUAUUGUUUUGAAAGCCAUUUAUUGAAGCGUGACGCCUAAAGAUCUUGUAUUGUUUUCCCACACAAAAGAAAAACAAGCCAUGGAAUCAUUGUGAUGAGUUUGUGCUCAGCUUUUGAGAUUUAAAAAAUGGAGCCGGGCGGACGGUCAUCAAAACAGGUGGGCGUCAGUGGAGGCGGUUAGGCUUUGGCAAUCCGCUUCAAUGUGCUGCACUUUUUAUUUAUUUGACAUCACGGUGAAUAUUUGUUUUCUCUCCCGUAGUGAUGUCAGACUGCUAAUGAAGCUGCAUGAAGGCCAACGGGCGUCUUAACUUAGUGAAAGCAGAGCAAAGACGAUAAGCCACGCUCAACCCUUUUUUAUUUCAAGCUUGAAGCUGUAAAGCUUGAAUCCAUGUAAACACUGACUGACACGGAACUCUUGUGAAAGCCAUAUUUGAAAUCUCAGUCUCGGAUAAACUAUAGUAACCUGUGCAGGUGACUGUUCCCAAACUUGUGAAGCACUUUAGGGAUGAAUGACUCUGUUUUGUCGUCAGAGAAAAGUGCCUUCACCUUCUCUGAGUUGUCUCAUUGUGUAGUUUAUGUCAUGUACAUUUCAAGUGCCUUUACUAUAUGUCACUUCAUUCGUGGUGUCGCGGUGGCUUUGUGUGUGUAACUGUUGAUUUAGGACCUUGAAAUAGCUUCACCACUGACCUCGUGAAGGAAAACUAAAUUACACUCAUGUUGUUUGAUGCCUGAAAUGAAGAGCUUAGACACUUCCAGUUACGUGAUACUGUUCCUCUUUGCACACAGCUGGAGCUCUGCUGGAUUCCUUAAAAUUGUUCUCUGGAUUAAAUAUUAUGUAUUUGCGGUGAAGUUGGGCUGUUCCAGGUGGCCCCUUUAAAGCUGGAUUUUCUUCUGAAAAUGUAAUAAAUUCCUACCA